Molecule: messenger RNA, 423 nt
Organism: Cucumis melo (muskmelon)
Lineage: Eukaryota; Viridiplantae; Streptophyta; Magnoliopsida; Cucurbitales; Cucurbitaceae
Exons: 3
Coding region: 1-423 (140 amino acids)
Source: RefSeq, a predicted model, not a curated record
AUGCAUUGGGAAAACAAUCUUUCCCGACGCACCACGAAGGCAUCGAGGGGAAAAGAAAGGAGAAGCCGAGAUCGUCGUCGCGAUUUUCGUCGCCCUUCCGCCGUUGUUCCGCCGCCGUCCGUCGCCGCCCUCCUUCGUCGUUGUCCCUCGCCGCCGCCUGCCACUUUAGCUGGGGGUGGUGCAGCUCCGCCUGAACUCCAAGAUGAUGGUGGUUCGGCUCCGCUUCUUCAAAAUGAUGGCGGUGCAGCUUCGUCUUUGCCUCUACAAGAUGGUGGUGAUGCAACUCCGCCUCUCCAAAAGAAUGGUGGUGUAGUCUACCUCACUACAAGAAAAAUGACAUACUAUGACACCUCACUACAAUCCAAAUUGAAAGGAGAGGAAAAAAAAUGUCAUAAAAUGUCAAAAUUUGCGUUUUUUUUGUAG